Messenger RNA from Rhopalosiphum maidis (corn leaf aphid), 2073 nucleotides. RefSeq lists its product as uncharacterized. The coding region runs from base 51 to 1154 and encodes 367 amino acids. The transcript has 4 exons. Lineage: Eukaryota; Metazoa; Arthropoda; Insecta; Hemiptera; Aphididae. The record is from RefSeq and is a predicted model, not a curated record.
GGUACGCAGUGUGACAUAAUAACACUAAUAUACGCAUAUAUCAUUAUUAUAUGAACCGUAAUCAGUUCGAUUGGACGUACUUGAUAUUCUCGACGGAAUACGUUUUUCGACCGUUUUUCGUUUUUGUUUUACACUUUGACUCGCCCUCCGACGACCUUAUGGAGUCUUACGGAGGUGCCGGAUGCGUCGACUGUUACCGAGAACACUGCAGGCGUUUGCUGCCUUCGGUGCCGAUCGCCGCGACCGCGCCAGACCGCCGGACGCCGUCACUACAGAUGAACCACGGCCAAACCGCCCCUAGGAGAUUCGAUUUCGCCCGCCGUUCGUAUCGGCUUUUUAUCGCCGGUUCGUUCGUCAUCGGACUGAUCUUAGUGCCCUGCGCCAUGUCCGCGCCUACCAAAUCGUCAAAGUCUCCGUCACCAACGCCGCCACGCCCGAUCAUCGCGACCAGCACGCCAUUCUGGCACAACCCGUGCGGCACGCUUCUGACGUACGACGGUAGCGGCGGCGGCGCCACCGGUGGCAUGAUAAGCAGCGCCGUCGGCCACGACAUUAUGAUGAUGGAAUCGGAAUCGGAAUCGGAUUCGGCGAUGCGGCGCGAAGAGGACAUCAUCCACGGCAUCGUCGUGGCUGCCGGUCAGGCCCUAACGCACGCCGAACAGUUCACCGGUGCUUUCGUGGUCGAAACGUUUCACGUCGACGUCAAGAAAAACCACGAACACUGGAAAGGCAUCACGCUCGAUUGGCUAGAGAUGGCCAAGUACAUGCCCAAAGCGCUGGACGUGCCGCUCAGCAAGUCCUAUCUGGCCACUCUGACGUUCAGGGAUGUGCUGCACGCCGUGUACGUCGGCAUGCAAAACCUGGCCGUGGGCCUGGAACAAGUGGCAUGGGACCAAGACCGGGAGAUGCUCCCAUACGCCAAAUACUUCAAUGAGACCACUUUGAAACUGAGAACUAUCUUGUGCGAGGUGUCGAUGGCAAUUUACGACAUCAACGAAACGCCGGAACCGUACGUGUCCAGGGACAUCAUGCCGAUGGAGUCGAGGAUUUCGCGUGACAACCAGUCGCUCAGGGACUGGCUUAUACUGCGCGAGUACAUGACCAGCCUCCAGUACUUGAUCGAGGCUUUCGGAUACCUGAAGUCAAAGAGAUAAUAGACGCGUUCCGAUCGCCGCCGUUGCCACAGCCUCUGUCCGCAUAAUCCAUCAUCACCGCUGAUAUAUAUUAUUAUUAUUAUUAUUAACUAUUAUUGUGAUAAAUAUUCGUCGUCGCCACUCGUUUUAUUUUCCGCACACGUCACUUAUUAUUAUAACAUAUUAUAUUAUAUAUUAUUAUCAUUAUUGUUACUAUAAUACGACUUUACGGACACGAACGCCGCGCGUUUACGUUUAGUUAAUUGCGUAGUAUGUAAUUAUAAUAUUUAAAUUGUGCUUAAAUGUUUAAUAUUAUCGAACGCAAAUCAUUCAUCCCUCUCUCUACCUCCAGACCCCUCGACUCAUCCACCGCCACCGAUCCCACCUCCACGCCAUCACCUCGUCCCAGUUGUUAUAGUAAGUGUAGGUAAAUCAUUUUAAGUCAUUAUUUGUAUAAUGAUUGUGAUUUAUUCGAUUUGUUUCCAAACGACUCGCGCACUAGCGUACAAACGUAUUAUUAUAAUAUUAUCUACGUACGUAUAUUAUCUAUAUUAUUAUAAUGUAUACUAUCUAUAGUUAGAUAUAUAUUUUAUUAUUUUUUAGUGUUAGCAAUUUUUUAUUUACUGAAUUAUUUAUUUUAUUUAUUUGGUACCUACGCGUAUCCAGACUGUUAUUUACACGUUGUAUAAAUGUUUAUGAAUUGUUUUUACGACGACCUAUAAUUGUAUCCAACAUGUGUCUAGUUUGUUAAAUUCAUUGUAGUUAUUAUUAUUAUUAUUAUUAUUAUUAUUUUUAUCAUUAUCAUUAUCAUCAUUUUCAUUAUUAUUGUAGUGUUGAAUGCGCUACGCGAGAUCCGACGUUUUACCUCUUCAACUGUUGUCCCUCAUGAAUUUGAGAUGUACGGAGAUGUCCUCGUAUUAAUAUAGUAUAUUAUGCCUAC